Physella acuta is the source of this 2222-nucleotide messenger RNA. RefSeq names its product sphingomyelin phosphodiesterase. Gene Ontology annotation, biological process: ceramide biosynthetic process; sphingomyelin catabolic process. Gene Ontology annotation, molecular function: acid sphingomyelin phosphodiesterase activity. The record is from RefSeq and is a predicted model, not a curated record. Lineage: Eukaryota; Metazoa; Mollusca; Gastropoda; Physidae. Gene Ontology annotation, cellular component: lysosome.
CCGGAAUAAAACAGGAAGUAAAAUGUUGAUAUUUUUGGUUGCUGCUGUAAAUAAAUAAAACUAAAGAAAGAUUUACCUUUGUAAAAUGUAAUGGAUGGAUUUAUUUUAUUGCAAACAAAUUAUGCUGGCAGUUAGUGUUCAGUAUUGCUAAAAAUGUUGAUACAUUUGGCUGUAGUAACCAUUUGGUUUCAUGGAUUCAUCCAUUUAUCCGUGUCUGCACCAGCGCAAGAUUUAGCAGAUAGACCUGCAAGUCUUCAUUUUGUGUCUGAAGUUAAGGACAGGCCAACUCAAGCACAUACAGAGUCCAGCACUCAUUCACAUUUAAAGCAACUCCUAACAUUAUGUUCUCCAAAUUAUUCAAAUCAUCCGCAUAAUCUGAAUAAAAAUAUCCAAGAACUGUGCAGUUUAUUGACCAGUUUUACAACACCUCUGGAUCAAGAUUUGAAUUUUUACUCCCUCACAAAAAGAUUUACCCAGUGGUUGAGCAAGGAAGUCGUAAAUAAUUUACUGCCGACAUUUGAUCUCAGAAAGCGUAGCUGUGAUGAAUGUAAAAUAGUUGUGGCCGUUGUCCAGUACUUGGCCAGUACAAAUGUGACCACAGAGUUCAUAAAGUCUACUGUGUACACAGUUUGUUCAAAAUGGGGAUUUGAAACCCCGAGGGUGUGUCAUGGAUUGGUCGAGGAAUUUGCCGCUGAGGUCCUUACAGUCUUUAACGGCCUGGCUCUGAGUCCUGAUGAGUUGUGUGCCCUUGUCUUUCAUCCACACUGUGGCUCCCCCUACAACCCCCACUCUGAUUGGAAUGUGACGUUUCCCAACAAACCACAGCCUCCGUAUGCUCCACCGACUCCACCCAAGGCAGGCGCCCCCACCCUGCGUGUCCUGCACCUGACUGACAUCCACUAUGACAGUGAGUACCAGGUGGGCAGCAAUGCUGACUGCGGGGAACCUUUGUGUUGUAGGAGGUCAUCAGGACCUUCAGGGAAGCCAGGAGCGGGAGCCUGGAAGUUUGGUGACUAUAGAAAAUGUGAUACUCCCCUCUGGACAUUGGAAGAUAUGUUUUCUACCCUAGCUCAGGAUAAGUUUGAUUACAUCAUCUGGACAGGUGACCUCCCUGCCCACAAUGUCUGGAACCAGUCCCGCUCCGACCAGGUGGAGCUGCUGAAGGCCCUGGUCAAACUGAUCCAGCAAUAUUUUCCUGGCACACUUGUGCUGGCAAGUCUGGGCAACCAUGAGAGUUCUCCUGUCAAUAGUUUCCCACCACCCUACAUACAAGGGGACAACUCUAUCAGCUGGCUGUAUGAAGCUCUGGCUGACUCUUGGAAACAAUGGCUACCAGAAAGUGCCUUAGAAUCUGUUAGAAGGGGAGCCUACUACACUGUUACACCUUAUCCUGGCCUUAAAGUUAUCUCUCUUAAUAUGAACUAUUGCAACAAUCAAAACUGGUGGAUGCUGCUGAAUGCCACUGACCCUGCAGGUGAACUGCAGUGGCUAGUUGACACCCUGCAGACAGCCGAGGAUGAGGGGGUCAAAGUUCACAUCCUGGGUCACAUCCCACCUGGCAAUGAUGACUGUCUGAAACCCUGGAGCUGGAACUAUUAUAGGAUUGUCAGCAGGUACAGAAACACAAUAGCUGGCCAAUUUUUUGGACACACACAUUUUGACAGCUUUACUGUAUAUUACGACGUUGAGACGUUGAAAGUUCCGGUUGGUGUGGCGUACGUGGCGCCCAGCGUGACGCCGUACUCUGAUCUCAACAUGGGCUACAGGAUCUACACCAUAGAUGGGGACUAUCAGAACAGUUCUUUUCAAGUCUUGGACCACCAGACCCACUAUCUCAACCUGACCAGAGCACAGGUCGAAGGUCAAAUUACAUGGGAGCUGGAAUAUUCUGCCAAGCUGGCCUACAACAUGACAAGUCUCUACCCAGCUGACUGGGACAAGUUGAUCCAAGACAUGCAGACAGACAGCAAGUUGUUAAACUUGUACAACAAGUACUAUUUCAAGUCGAGGUACUCAGGCGCGUGUGACAAAGAAUGCAGGAAACAGAGAUUAUGUGAAGCCCUGAGUGGCAGGUCACAUGACCCAGGCCUGUGUAAGAGUCUAGGUGUACAUAACAUGGAGGAUUGGAUCUCACUCACUCAACAAAAGCCCAAACACUGCUGACACUAGACUCUUCUACUGACACUAGCCAAAUGUUUUGAUUGGGUUAAUAUAUUUACAAG